AUGCAGCCUCUCAUCAGAACGUGCCUUCUCCUUCUGGCUGUCUUCACCGCGGCGACGACCCCGAGCUCCUCCGACGAGACCCUAGGCGAUGAUGGAAGCCAGGUGUACAUCGUGUACCUGGGGCACCUGCCGGAGCCUGAAGAAGCUGAAGAUUUCGCAGCUGUAGAAUUUGCUCACCACGACCUUCUAAACCAGGUCCUCGACGACGACGACGACGGAAGCUCUGCUUCCGACAGGAUCCUCCGUAGUUACAAGAGAAGCUUCAAUGGCUUCGCAGCAUGGCUAACCGAACAAGAGGCCGAUAAACUAUCUAGCAUGGAUGGUAUUGUGUCAAUCUUCCCAAGUAGGACACAUAAGCUUCAGACAACAAGGUCAUGGGAUUUCUUGGGCUUACCUCAAACCCCGCCGGAAGAGCUACCCUUGGAAGGAGAUGUCAUCAUCGGCAUGCUCGACGGCGGCAUAUGGCCCGACUCGCCGUCCUUCUCCGACGACGGCCUCGGUCCACCCCCGAGCAGGUGGAAGGGUGUCUGCCAAAACUUCACCUGCAACAACAAGAUCAUCGGUGCUCGCGCCUACAAUCAAGGAUCCAGCACCGGCGUGUCCCCACUCGACGAGGACGGGCACGGCAGCCACACGGCGUCCACCGCGGCAGGCCGGGCGGUCGGCAACGUCAGCUUCGGUGGCCUGGCCGCCGGCACCGCGCGCGGCGCCGCGCCGGGCGCCCGGCUCGCCGUCUACAAGGUGUGCUGGGAGGACUGCGCCGACGCCGACGUCCUAGCGGGGUUCGACGACGCCAUCGCCGACGGCGUCGACGUCAUCUCCUACUCCGUCGGCCCCGUGUUCCCGCUGCGCUACUUCAAGGAGGCGGCGGCCAUCGGCUCGUUCCACGCCAUGCGCCGCGGCGUGGUCACCUCCGCGGCGGCCGGCAACUCGGGGCUGCACCGGAGCUUCCACGUCUCCAACGUCGCGCCGUGGAUGCUCUCCGUCGCGGCGAGCAGCAUCGACCGCCUGUUCGUCGACCGGAUCGUCCUCGGCAACGGCGACACCAUUGUGGUCAUCUCUGAUCUGAUCCAAUCCAAUCCUGCUACUGAGUCCUGUGAACCAGAUGAUCUGGCUGGAGGUUCAUACGAAGGGAAGAUACUCCUCUGCUUGCCCAAGAACAAGACCGAUCCGAACGAUGGCUCCGGUCCGCUCUCGGCCGGUGCGGCGGGCGCCGUCGUCUUGGAAGAGGCACCUGAUACCCACUUCACCAUGCCUCUCCCCGGACUCGCUGUAACUCGGGACCAGUUCGACGAAAUCAUGGCCUAUGUCAACAGCACUAGCAAUCCUGUGGCUACCAUAGAAAGCACAGAGGCAACGGUGAAUCCACAAGCUCCAGUAGCCGCAUCCUUCUCUUCUCCAGGCCCAAACCUCAUCACCCCCGGGAUCCUGAAGCCUGAUCUAUCUGCGCCGGGGAUCGACAUCAUAGCGGCGUGGUCGCCGGUGGCGUCGCCGAGCGAGGUUCCAGGCGACAAGAGGAAGGUUCUGUACAACAUCGACUCCGGCACGUCCAUGGCGUGCCCGCACGCGAGCGGCGCCGCCGCGUACGUCAAGUCGUUCCACCGCGACUGGUCGCCGGCGAUGAUCAUGUCGGCUCUCAUCACCACCGCCACUCCGAUGAACACGCCGGCCAACUCCGGCUGGACCGCGCUCAAGUACGGCGCCGGGCAGCUCAGCCCGGCCAAGGCGCGCGACCCGGGCCUCGUGUACGACGCGUCGGAGGGCGACUACGUGACCAUGCUGUGCGCGCAGGGGUACAACGCCACGCAGCUCGCGCUCAUCACCGGCUCCAACGCCACGACGGCCUGCGCGAACGUCUCGACGUCAGCGGCCAGCAGCUCCGGCAGCGACCUCAACUACCCGACAAUGGCGGCCCGCGUCGAGCCGGGGAAGAACUUCACCGUGCGGUUCCCGCGCACCGUCACCAACGUCGGAGCUGCCAGCGCCGCGUACGACGCGAAGGUCCUUCUGUCUGCCGAGGAGGCCAAAGGCCUCGCCGUCGAUGUCUCGCCGAGCAAGCUGGAGUUCACCGCGCCGAGCCAGAAGGCCUCGUUCGCCGUGACGGUGUCCGGCGUGGCGCCUGCAGGGCCGAGCCAGGUCCGCUCCGCGGACGUCGUGUGGUACAACGACGAGCACCAGGUGAGGAGCCCGGUGGUGGUGUACACAGCUGACUCCCACAGUUUCGGAGUUUAA
Molecule: messenger RNA, 2232 nt
Organism: Panicum virgatum (switchgrass)
Lineage: Eukaryota; Viridiplantae; Streptophyta; Magnoliopsida; Poales; Poaceae
Product: subtilisin-like protease SBT4.3
Exons: 9
Coding region: 1-2232 (743 amino acids)
Biological process (GO): proteolysis
Molecular function (GO): serine-type endopeptidase activity
Source: RefSeq, a predicted model, not a curated record